ACACGUGACCCGGAAUGCAGAAAUUUUUUCGCAUUCAAGGACUCCUCUGACCGCUCAGAACGCCCGAGCAUUACCUCAAUCGGCAAAUUUGCCACGCUCGCACUGUUUGCUUCAUUCGAUCGCCUUGGUUAUUUCAAUUCGUCCGGGAUCUUCGUUGUUCUUCAAUCGUUCCCGGAUGUAACGAGAAUUUCAUACCUCGUUUACAUCGACCGUCAUCGCUCGUUAAUCGUUGUGUAAACUUCAACGCGAUGAUGUAGAUGGCGGGGCAUGCAAUUUUUAAAAACUCCUUUUUCCAGUUUUCUCUUUUUUUCUUUUAUUUUGUCUUCCGACACAUUGGGUUACAUUCUAUCGACAUCGGCAGAGCUUCGAAACUCCACGCUGUAGAAUAUUCUCGUAAUUAUGUCUAGACCAACAUCAUGUAAGGAGGCGAUUCAGCAAUGGGAGGACAAAACUGGAGAGCAGGCCAGCGAGCAGACAGAAAUGUAUUUGAACUUUCAGUGGCCUCCAAUUGACAAGAUGGACAACAGUUUGGGAACUCUAGUUAUGGUCGAAAAACUGUCGCUCUCAACGAACAUGAUUGAGAAGAUAGCCGGAAUAAAUUCGUUGAAAAAUUUGAGGGUACUUUCCCUCGGUCGCAACUAUAUUAAAACGUUUUCUGGACUUGAGACAGUUGGCGAGCAUCUAGAGGAACUUUGGAUCUCUUAUAAUUUGAUAGAAAAAAUUAAGGGAGUCAACGUGCUCAAGGCAUUGAAGGUCUUGUACAUGGGAAAUAAUUUGGUUAAGGACUGGUCAGAAUUCAAUAGACUUCAGGAAAUACCAAAUUUGCAAAAUUUGCUAUUCGUGAAUAACCCGAUAUGUGAAAAUAUGGAUGUUGAAACUUGGCGUGCUCAAGUCAGCCGGCGAUUACCAGCUCUGAAGAUGCUCGACGCUGUUCCUAUCGUGCAAGCAGGAGUUGAGUGAUAGGCACAGCAUUUGGCAAGUUGAUAGAUUUAAUCAAAGAUCAAAGUUCCGCACUGCUUCCGAAGCUGCAUUCCGAUGCUAUAAGGUUGAUUCAUGUUUUCUGAACUUGGUGCCUC
Messenger RNA from Neodiprion fabricii, 1076 nucleotides. It is a transcript of the gene ODA-Dnal1, whose product is annotated as dynein axonemal light chain 1. The coding region runs from base 400 to 960 and encodes 186 amino acids. The record is from RefSeq and is a predicted model, not a curated record. Gene Ontology annotation, molecular function: protein kinase binding. The transcript has 4 exons. NCBI's taxonomy places the organism in Eukaryota, Metazoa, Arthropoda, Insecta, Hymenoptera, Diprionidae. Gene Ontology annotation, cellular component: cytoplasm.